Molecule: messenger RNA, 1782 nt
Organism: Aspergillus calidoustus
Lineage: Eukaryota; Fungi; Ascomycota; Eurotiomycetes; Eurotiales; Aspergillaceae
Source: the annotation of a GenBank genome assembly
AUGCCAGAGCCGGCGUCCACGUCCAGCAACUCCUCCGCGUCCGUCCCCAUCUCCAUCCCCAGCGAUGAGGCGAUCCCCAGGGAGGAGGCGAUCCUCUCUCAACACCUCGAUCCCCAGUUCACGGCCUCCCUGCACGAUGAAGCUGCGUUCCCGGAUAUGGAGACCCGACCGAUCCCGUCGGGAACUCCAGAACCGCAGUCCUCCCUUCGACUCCAGGGCGGAGACAUGCACCGUGACCUCUACCGCCUCGACGCCAAAACGAAGCAAUCCCGCAUGGAUAAACGAGCCAAAUCGUUCUCCGCUGCCACGGUACGGCCGUCCGAACGCGAUGAAGAAGGGAUAGCUGCCCUGGAGCCCGGUAGCUUCCGUCGGCACUUUAUCCGUCAGAAUAUCGGCCAAGACCAUCCUGCCCUCCGACGUUCGUUCCUCGAGUACCUAGACAUGUACGGCAAUUUUGCGGGAGAGGACCUGGAAGAGACAGAGUCGGAAACAAGCGAGGAGAGCGUACAAGGGGAGGAGGAACCUCCGGAGCCAGAGCGGAGACCUUUGCUGGGAACUCGAAGACAUACACGGCGUCGCUCUUUCCGACCAGGCGAUGCGACCAAUACAAAGACUUUCUUUACCUUGCUCAAGGCGUUCAUUGGGACGGGUAUCAUAUUCCUGCCAAAAGCCUUUCGGAAUGGAGGAAUCCUGUUCUCGUCCAUCACACUCGUGACGGUUGCGUUAAUCUCGACGGUUUGCUUCCAUCUCUUGUUACAAUGUCGAAGGCACUACGGUGGUGGUUACGGAGACAUUGGUGAACGAAUCGCUGGGCCAAAACUUCGAUCGCUGAUCCUGGCAUCCGUCGCGAUUUCCCAAAUCGGAUUCGUCUGUGCGUGCAUCAUUUUCACGGCGGAGAACCUGCGAGCCUUCUUCCUUGCCGUCACGCCAGCAACGAUUCGCUCCCUUACCACCGCCCACUUGAUCGGGGUUCAGCUGCUCGUGCUUAUUCCCUUGGCGUUUAUCCGCAACAUCUCGAAACUCGGUCCGGUCGCCCUACUGGCUGAUGCAUUCAUCCUCUUCGGCUUGGCUUACAUCUACUUCUACGAUAUCGCCAGCUUGGCAACUCGUGGCAUUGGACCGGGGGUCAAGCUGUUCAAUUCGGACUCGUUUACGCUGACGAUAGGGUCGUGCAUCUUCACGUUUGAAGGGAUCGGGCUGGUCCUGCCCAUCCAAUCAUCAAUGAAGCGACCCCAGUCCUUCGACGGCUUACUGUACGCCGUGAUGGCAAUCAUCACCGUCUUAUUCACGGCCGUCGGAGCUCUCUCAUACGCUGCUUUUGGCCAGGAUACCCAGACUGAGAUUUUCACCAAUCUCCCGCAGGACAGCCCAUUGGUCAACACUAUUCAGUGCCUGUACUCGCUCGCGAUCCUGGUCGGCACCCCAAUACAGCUAUUCCCGGCUGUCCGAAUUGCCGAGGGCCAGCUUUUCGGCCAUCUCUCUGGCAAGCGAGACCCAAGCACGAAAUGGAAGAAAAACGUUCUCCGCACAAGCGCCGUCUUGGGAUGCGGAGUGAUCGCCGCACUGGGUGCAGGCGAUCUAGACAAAUUCGUCUCGCUAAUCGGGUCGUUCGCGUGCGUCCCUCUGGUAUACAUCUACCCGGCGUUCCUGCAUUGGAAAGGCGUGGCGGACACGCCCUGGGCGAAGCGAGGGGACUUGGCCAUGGUUGUUUUGGGCUUUGGAUUCAUGGUGUAUACCACGUCAGCAACGGUUUCAGUCUGGCUGAGGGGACGGGCCCCAUAG